AUGUGGAAUUGGAGAUCAUGUCCUAUUGUUGCUAGUUGUUCCUCUGAACUAGAACGUCUAGUCAACGACAUGGAUUCGAUACGAUUACAACAUGGGGUCGAUCGGCUGUCAUGUUUACUAUCGGCGGAUGGAAAAUAUAGGGUGGACCUCCUCAGGAAAAAGAUUGAUCAGUGCUUCACCGCAAAUGUACACCAUUUUCAAAUAAGUUGGUGUAAACUCAUUCCAAUUAAAAUAACUACAUUCAUAUGGCGUGCUGUGAUGGGGAAAAUACCGUCAGCUGUAGCCCUCUCCUAUCGUGGGGUUACUCUCGACACUUGUAAUUGUAGCUCAUGUAUUGGUGGAAUUGAAUAUGUAAAUCAUAUUUUGGUGGAAUGUCCUUAUGCGAAGUCAGUCACGAAGUCCAUACUUAACUGGUGCGGAAUAGAUCAGAUUGAUUUCCAUAAUGUAGAAGAGAUUACUUGUUUUGCAGCCAACUGGGGGAGAUGCCCUAAGAAAAGGGAACGGUUAACAGCCAUUUGCUAUGGGAUGCUGUGGAGUAUAUGGAGAGCUAGAAAUGAUCGGAUAUUCCAAGCAAAAUUCAUCACUCCAAAUGGUGUGGUGGACAAUAUCAAAGCUUUAGUUUAUUUUUGGGUAAAAUGUAGAGGUGAAUGUGGUUUUUGUAACUGGGAAGAGUGGCUCUCUUGUCCUUUUUCGUCUUAG
Molecule: messenger RNA, 699 nt
Organism: Lactuca sativa (garden lettuce)
Lineage: Eukaryota; Viridiplantae; Streptophyta; Magnoliopsida; Asterales; Asteraceae
Source: RefSeq, a predicted model, not a curated record